Phoenix dactylifera (date palm) is the source of this 1084-nucleotide messenger RNA. Lineage: Eukaryota; Viridiplantae; Streptophyta; Magnoliopsida; Arecales; Arecaceae. The record is from RefSeq and is a predicted model, not a curated record.
CUCCCCCCCUCCAACACCAUCCCACCCCACCACGCUUUCCUCCACCACCUCCGAUCAUUUGCCUCUCCCUUCCACCGGCUUCAGCCUCCGUACGUCUUGUUAAGCUCCUCUCACCAACUUUCCUCCUCUUAUCUCUCCCAUGGCUACCGUCGAGGUGAUCCACUUCUCUAUACUUUUCCCCCCGUUAACAAACAUGUCUCCAUGUCCCUGGACUGGAUUACAGCUUCUUCACAAGAUCGCUUACGUUUUAUUUCGCCACAGUUUAUUAGCUUACCAUGUAACCGAGGUGGGAACAACUCCGGUCAUCGAGGCUCCGACAGAAGCUCCGGCCGUCCCUGCAGAAGCCGAACCAGCUCCCGCGCCGACCGCUGAGCCGGUAGCCGAGACUGAGCCCGCUGCACCCCCCGUCGAAGAGUCCAAAGAAGAAGCCCCAGCCGCCGCACCCGAGAAGCCGGCCCCAGAUGCACCAGCAGCGGCAGAGCCCGAGGAGAAGCCUCUUGAAGAGCCUGCAGUCGAGGUGCCGGAGGCCAAGGCCGAACCAGAGGCUGAGGAACCGAAAGAAGAACCAAAGCCAGAGCCAGAACCGGAGGCCCCUGCUUCUGAAGCCGAGAAGCCCGCUGAAGUGGUCGUCGAGAAGCCAACCGGGGAGGAGCCCAAGGCUGUCGAGGAGGCGGCGCCACCAGCAGUGGAGGAGGAGGCGAAGGCCGAGGUGGCAGAGGAGAAGGCCGCUAUCUCGGAGUAAAUAAGAUAAUGCUAUGGCUUGUGUGUUUUGUUUGAUUAGAUGGGGGUUUAGUUUAAGGUUUUCGAUAUUAUUAUAUCUAAAAAUAAUGGUUACCUUUAAAUAAUCAAAAACUAGCUAUUAUAUGGUAUUAGAGCUACGAAGUGGGGAGGCUAUAAUCCUAUUUAUGGGUGUGUUUUACUUAGUGGAUCGGAAUUGGUAUUGUGCUUUUGGUGUCCUUGAUCUGCUGUGUCUAUUUUGUAGUCUUCGUUCUUCUUAUGUUUUUGGUGAUCGAGUGCUCUAUCUAGGCUGUGGGCUUUCUGUUGUAUUUAUCAAUUAAGAUUGUCUUAUGAUUUCCUUGAUCUA